AUGUGGAAGCCGAGUUCCCCGCCCCCACAAUCGACUAUAAGCCCGGAACAGCAGCCACAGCAACAAGAGCCGGCAGAACAGACCCCCGGAGGACGCCCGAGACAGGAAUCGCUCCGUCAACCUGUGACCGGCCGCCGCAUUGCGCAGAUCGUGAAGCUUAAGCCUGAGUUCGUCGCUAGGUACAAGGAGGUGCAUGCUGCCGUGUGGCCGGAGGUGCUCCAGCAGAUUAAGGCGUGUAAUAUUCGAGACUAUAGCAUUUUCCACGACCCCGGGACCGGUAUCUUAUUCGCGUCCUUCAAGUACGUCGGAUUCGACUAUGCCGGGGACAUGGAGCGCAUGCGCGAAAACCCCAAGGUUAGGGAGUGGUGGGCUAUGACGGAUGGCUUUCAGGAGAGUCUGGUCCCGGGAGCAAAGAACAGCGAGUCUGGUGAUCCUACCUGGUGGCGGGAAAUUGAGGAAGUGUUUUAUACGCCGUAG
This is a messenger RNA of Xylaria bambusicola, 477 nucleotides long. RefSeq names its product DUF718-domain-containing protein. NCBI's taxonomy places the organism in Eukaryota, Fungi, Ascomycota, Sordariomycetes, Xylariales, Xylariaceae. Gene Ontology annotation, molecular function: racemase and epimerase activity, acting on carbohydrates and derivatives. The transcript has 3 exons. The coding region runs from base 1 to 477 and encodes 158 amino acids. The record is from RefSeq and is a predicted model, not a curated record.